CCGUAUUUUUACGCUAUGUACAAAGUAGAAACGCCCCUCCAAUGGUGAAUUAAGUCUUAUCUUCGGACAGGACAGUUGAGGCUUCCGCUGCUCUGCUCAUUUAGGGACCUCGGUCUCGACGAGAAGAGAGGUUGCUGGGAAUUGUAGUCUUAUAAGAUUUGACUUUUGUGCCUGCUGCUUGUUUAAGUACUUAUGUAAAUAUCCCCCGCAAGAACAUAGCUUGCAACUUGUGAGGAUGAGUUUGGAAGUUGAAAAAAAGUUUGUGUUCAAUGCAGACACUGAAGAAAAUCUCAGAAAAUUAGGAGCUGCUUUUCUUGGGGAGCAAUUGUUCAAGGACCAUUAUUUUGACACAGAAGACUUCUCUCUCACCCUCAAGGAUGUAUGGCUUCGCCGUAGGGGGGAUAACUGGGAAUUAAAGUGUCCAGUGGGAAGGGACAAGCAAAACAAAAUGGACACAUGCACUCGCUAUAGAGAACUGACAGAGCUUCCGCUAAUUCAGGCUCAUAUUCGGCAGGUGCUUGAGCCAAAUGGUAUUAAAAAGGAAGGCACUGGUCACACGCAUGCUGUGGACAGGACGUUGGAGAAGAACAAUUGUGGUCUGACUAAGGGACAGGCAGAAGAAGGAACUGGCGGCUCUUGGCUUAGCGAGUUUGGCCUUGUGGAAUUUGCAGUCUUCUCUACUGUACGUCGCACUUUCACUCAACCUGACACCGACAGCAUCCAUGUAGACUUGGAUUAUGCAGACUUCGGGUUCCUAGUAGGUGAACUCGAAGUGCUGGUGAAAACAGAGGAGCAGAUUCCAGAGGCAUUGACCAAAAUUAAGGAACUGGCUGAGAAACUGGGUGUGAGCAACUCUCAGAGGGUUCCUGGGAAAAUGGACGCUUACCUGCAGCGGUUCUGUCCAGACCAUUACCAGAGGCUUCUUGACGCACAUGUUCUCCACAGAUAAAGAAAUGACAGUCUGCUGUUCACCAUCCCAUACCCUUCAUAACCCUGUGAUGAUUUUUUUUUUCUUAUAAAGACUAAAUUCUUAAGAAGUGGAAAAUUUGACAGAUUAUUAUUUUGAAAGAAUGCAUGUAAACAGCCAAUAAAAUCAUCCAUAACAAGA
Erpetoichthys calabaricus (reedfish) is the source of this 1108-nucleotide messenger RNA. RefSeq names its product thiamine triphosphatase (gene thtpa). Lineage: Eukaryota; Metazoa; Chordata; Cladistia; Polypteriformes; Polypteridae. The transcript has 4 exons. Gene Ontology annotation, molecular function: thiamine triphosphate phosphatase activity; magnesium ion binding. The record is from RefSeq and is a predicted model, not a curated record. Gene Ontology annotation, biological process: thiamine diphosphate metabolic process; thiamine metabolic process; dephosphorylation. The coding region runs from base 236 to 949 and encodes 237 amino acids.